Messenger RNA from Phodopus roborovskii (desert hamster), 810 nucleotides. It is a transcript of the gene Aard, whose product is annotated as alanine and arginine rich domain containing protein. The record is from RefSeq and is a predicted model, not a curated record. NCBI's taxonomy places the organism in Eukaryota, Metazoa, Chordata, Mammalia, Rodentia, Cricetidae. The transcript is spliced from 2 exons. Bases 167 to 664 code for a protein of 165 amino acids.
AGAAGGACAAGGAGCAGAGCAGCGCUCUGAGUGGCCGAGCAGUGAUAGCGUUCACUGCCAGGGUCCUGCCUGUUCCGUUAAUUGCCCCCGCCCCCGCCCCGAUCGGCUUAAAAAGCUCAUAGUUGCACCCAAGUCCCCAGUCAAGAGAACCGCAGGAAGGACCGCGAUGGGCUUGGGUGACUACAGCCACUGCAGACAGCGGAUGUCCCGGGGACUCUACGGGGUCUCUGGCAGGGCUGCGCUGUGGUCCCCAGCUUUUCAUCCCAUGCACCGCAUCCCUUGCGGCACCUGGCGCAUUGAGGCUCAGGAGCAGGCCCGGGCAUCCAGCCCGGUACUGGAGCAUCUCCGGCGACAGCUGGAGCGCGCUUUCCAGCGGGCGGCGGCACGAGGGCGCGCCAGGCGCGCGCGGGAGGCGGUGGCAGCUGUGGCGGCGGCCGCAGCGGCGGCGCGAGAGGAGCGGACCCGGGCGCGCAUGGAGUGCGCGCUGGCUCGGCUGCGCGCGGAGCUGCUGGAAUUGCGUCUGCAGAACCAUCAGCUGGCCCGAACAUUACUGGAUUUAAACAUGAAAAUGCAGCAGCUGAAGAAGCAGCAGGACCUGGAGCGAGCAUCCAAAUCUCAGAGCCCAGAAGAUGAUGCGAUGGAUUCCGAGUGUGGAAAUGCAUAGUGGAAAGCUUAAGCCAGCAGCCCCCACAGCAGUCCUGCCCCUCACCAUAACAUAGGCGGCUCUGAAACCGUUCUAGUAUUAACAUGAGCAAUGAUGUAUGUGCACUCUGAGGGACAUCCUGCCAGUGAAAACUUAGGUGUAAGGAG